UGGCCCUCCCUCCCGAGCCGGCAGGCGGUGCGUCGCGGCCGGUAUAAAAGGCGCAGGCGCGAGCUCUGCUUCAGCCCGGCAGCAUCUCUGCCUGUGCGACGCCCAGGUGAGCCCUGCCAGAUUUGGCAUUCUACGCUGAAGCUAUCAUGGGCGUUUUCCAAACCUUGAUGAAAAAGAAGGAGCUCAUCCCCCUGGCGGUGAUCAUGACCGUGGCGGCCGGCGGCGCCUUGUCCUUCGCUGUGUACUCCUUACGGAAGACCGACGUGAUAAAAAUCCGUUUGCUCACUGGUCCUGCUCCACUCCUCCACAGGGAAGUAAAGUCUGUUUUGAUCGAAAAGGAAAUCCAGAGCCUUGGGAGACUGUGGAUCCUAGUGUACCUCAAAAGCUUAUAACAAUCAACCAACAGUGGAAGCCGAUUGAGGAGCUGCAGAAGGUCCGAGGGGCGACCAAAUGACCGGCAGCCUCCCCUAGCCCUCGAAUACUCUAGGAAUCUAGUGGAAACACUUCCGUACAGACUAGAGUCUGCACACCAGUGUGCGGAAGUGCUUCUGCUACAUUUUUAGGGUGUGUCUUCUUUCUUUGGGCUCUGGAUAUGGGAUGAAAGGUAGUGUAGAUAAGUUUCUGUGUUUAUUGCUGUAAAUUUGAAUUUUGCAUGUUAAAAGUUUUAUGUUUAGGAUGCCUGAAUGUUUUCCUUGAAAUGUGUCAAGGUUUAUGUUAUAUUUUUAUCUGUAAUAAAAUACUCUUUGUGCAAGA
Molecule: messenger RNA, 753 nt
Organism: Heterocephalus glaber (naked mole-rat)
Lineage: Eukaryota; Metazoa; Chordata; Mammalia; Rodentia; Bathyergidae
Source: RefSeq, a predicted model, not a curated record